AUGGACUUCCAGUCGCCCCAAAACGGCAUGUACGACCCCUCGAGCUUCAUCGACCCGAGCGCAAUCGCGAACCCACAGAUGAACGGCGCGCGAUCAUAUCCCAUGUCAUCAAUACCCCAGAAACGGGAUUCGACCGGCGCCGCGCUCUCCCUCUCGCGCUCACAGACCCCGUCGCAACAACCCCAAUUUGGCUUCCCGCAACAACAGAACUUCACCAAUACUCCGUCGCCGACCAUGCAGAGCCAGAACUUCCCCGCGCAAUUGGGCGCCCAGCGAAUGCAGACCGCGUCGCCAGCCCAAAACCCACAUGCGCCGCAGAUGUCCCCAAUGGGUUUCCAGAACUCUCCGAUGAAUCCCGCGUUUAACUCGAAUGCCAAUUCCCAGUUUCCUGUCCAAUCAGUACAGCUGUCCCAAAAUCUCCAGAGCCGACAGCAGGAAGCCCAAAGACAGUACGCAAUGCGCCUACAAGCUCAAGCGCAGCAGCAGCAAAUGGGGAACCUAGCCGCAAGCAACAUGGCAGCGCAGCAAAGACAUCAAGGUGGACAGAUGCCCGGCGGAAUGCCCGGUGGGAUGCCUGGCGGAAUGCCCGGUGGGAUGCCUGGCGGGAUGCCUGCUGGGAUGCAACAACCAGCGAUGCAGCCGGGUAUGCAGCCCGGGAUGAUGCAGGCGCAGCAACAGCAGCAGCAGCAGCAGCAACAACAGCAACAGCAACAGCAGCAGCAACAGCAACAACAACAACAGCAUCAACAGCAGCAUCAACAGCAGCAGCAGCAACAACAACAACAACAACAGCAGCAGCAGCAGCAGCAGCAACAACAACAACAGCAACAGCAGAAUCCCCAAUACCAAUACCAACAGUUCCUCAAGAAUGUUGGCGCGCUCAUGGCUCAACAACGCAGGCCAUUCAACUCUCAACCCACAGUUGCCGGACGACCCAUAAAUCUGCAGCAACUCUACACCAUAGUCAUACGCUACAAGGGCCAUAGACUUGUCACACAAUCACAAGGAUGGCCAAAGAUUGCUCAAUUGAUGAACAUCCACCCCCAGCAGUUUCCAAGUGCGUCCCAAGAACUCCAACAGAUCUACGAACAGAAUCUGGCUUUAUAUGAAAGUGCCUUUUUCCAAAGACAGAACGCUCUUAAGACGGGUGGACAACCGGGACAACAGAUGGGCGGUAUGGGCUCACAAAUGUCGCCAACGAGGCCUCCUAUGCCUGGCGGCCAGAACAAUGUUUCUGCUCAGCAAGAGUAUCUGCAGCAAUUACAGAGAUCUCAAGAAGCUAUGAAACAGCAACAGCAGCAGCAGCAGCAGCAGCAGCGGCAGUCCGCGACUCCCAUGCAGCAAACGCCGCAACCCCAACAAUUCGAUCCCCCCUCACAACCGCAACAGUCGACCCCUCUCCAGAGCAACGCGUCUCUUCCGAGCAUGAACGGCCAUAGCACACCACAACCAGAAGGCAGCGCACGGAAAAGCUUGACCCGACAAUUGGAGGGCACACCAACGCAAGGACGAGAGCCCAGCCAGGCGCUAGCAUCGCCAUCGAAGCCUGGGGAACCGGCAGUUCAACCGGAGACAGCCUUGGUCAAGGUUGAAGACGUCGACAAGCCAAAACCAGUAAUCGAAAGGGACGAUGGGAUUCGCGUUUACCAGCCACAAUAUCGACUGCAGGACAAAUGGGGUGGGCUCGACUUCGAGUCACGCAACUUUGUGAACAUGAUUGAAGCUAUCGUAACUUAUAAACCAAACGCACCAUUGUUGUCCGAGCUUGGUGCGAUUGAUAUACGGGCGCUCACGAUGAGUCUCCGGUCAGGGCUCCACGCAGAAACCCGACUUGCGCUAGACACGCUCACGCGGAUAACAUACGACAACACAAUACAGUUCGAUCUGGCCCAAUGCGAAGACCUCACGGACGUGCUGGUGGACUUUGCAGAGGAGCAGCUAGAGAUUCUGGGCAACGACAAUCCUGAAGUUACCGAUAUUUUGGACCUGACUCCAUACGAGGAUGUAUUGCACCACUGCCGCGCGGAGGCUGCCACACUGCAAGACCUUCCAGAAGCUGGUUCGAAAGCCCACAUUCUGGACCGAACUGCUGAUCGGUUAUUGGCAAUAACCACUAUCUUUCGAAACCUAUCAUUCCUGGAGGUGAAUCACGCCUCUUUGGUCAGCUUCCCGGUACUCAAAUUCAUUUCCAACUUCAUUCGGCUCGUCGGCACCCGCGUACUCCUACUGCGGUCACACAUCAACACCUUCGACUUUAUGAAAGAUGUCAUCACCUUCUUUUCCAACACCGGUGCUAAGAUCGUGUUACCUUCACGCGAGGACGCUUAUGCCGUACUCCACUUCCUCUGUGCCUUUGCCCCUUGUCCUCGUCCGAGCGAGCCAGUCAAGUUCACACCCUUUAAUCCUCAGAUACAUCGCUACCUCCCUUCCGCUGUCGACAGCCUGGCUAAGCUCCUGGCGCGCGAUGACCCAAAUCGAACAUAUUACAAGCAGAUUUUCAUCAAUGAAGCGACUUCCACGCCUUCUUACGAUCUUCUGACCCGCGCGUUCGGCCUAGCCAUCUCCGUCGCGCCAGAUCGAAAUUACAUCGAGAACAGGAUGUACCAGAUGCAGGGACAGCCCGUCAAGGAAGUGCGCAUGUUCGAAGCGCGCAUCGCAGAGUCACGGAAAGCCUACUUGAUGCAAGGCAUGCUCGCGGCAGACAUACUUGCCAGCCUGGCUCCUGGAGCAGAAAGCGGACUGUGUCGCUCAUGGCUUGAAUCAGAAGAUGGUUGGGCAGGCAGUCUGCUCAAAUUCGCCAUGUCUCUCUCCGCCACUGAUGCUGCCAUGCCCCACCAGCCUCCUCCGCCACAGAACAUCCGUGGUCAGCGGCCCAUGGAACACGAUCGCGAAGGCUUCCACCUCAUUGUUCAUCGCGCUCUCUCCACACUUCAGAAACUGGGAGACAAAUCAAAAGGCGGCGAGGCGCUGGUCAAGGGUGUACAAACAAACGGUCAUGCGUCCGACAUGAUGGACGAGGAUGAUGAUGACGACGACAUGGACGUUUUCAGCUUCAACGGCACAUCGUGGAAAGUCAAAGCCGACAUUCUCCCGCGCAAGGAGACGUUGCGUAGGCGCCCUUUUGACGGCACAGCUAGAUGUGCGGAGCUUGAAUCAAUUUUGCAAGAUUGGAUAUCUCGAUGA
Molecule: messenger RNA, 3183 nt
Organism: Parastagonospora nodorum SN15
Lineage: Eukaryota; Fungi; Ascomycota; Dothideomycetes; Pleosporales; Phaeosphaeriaceae
Exons: 1
Coding region: 1-3183 (1060 amino acids)
Biological process (GO): regulation of transcription by RNA polymerase II
Cellular component (GO): nucleus; SWI/SNF complex
Molecular function (GO): transcription cis-regulatory region binding
Source: RefSeq, a predicted model, not a curated record